UUUCGAAACACUUGUGAAAUGCACCGCUUCGUUUAGCCAUAGUCACGUGACUUUGGUGUUUCGAAUCACUUCAUCACGUGACAUGGAUGUUUCAAAUCACAUUUCGGAGCAGUGUUUCGAAACAUCUACGCUUCGGGAUCUCGACACAGUGUCGAAACGUCAGUUUCGCGGCAGCCAUCCCUACUGUGAACCAGUAGGAACUGACCUGUCCAUGCUGUAUAUAUUGAUGAUUUCAUCACAGAAAAAUCUCAGCUGAAAGAGGUGGCGUGCAGACAAAGCUGAGGUCAAGAGGAGAUUUAAAAAUGAAACGAGAGGAUGUGGAUUGUUGUGAAUCUUCAGUGGAUGUGACUAAUGAUGGGGGUCUGGAUUCAGUGUGGAUGAGCACAGAUCAGAGCCGCACACUACAGCCACUGCUGGACUUUAAACUCACUGAAGAGAAAUCCAGACACACACAUGACUCCGAUCUCAGUCUGACGUUACUCUCUUAUACUGAGUCAAAGCCCACAGACACUCAGGAUCAGGACACUACAGUGUGUGACAGUAAACAUAGCUUACAGGAUGAUCAAACCUCCACAGAGUCUCUGGAUUGUGCCUGUAACGCUGGAGAGCAGCAGCAGAUCCUGCAGACCAUAAAGAUUAAAAUUGAACCCACAGAAAUAAAAACUGAACCCACGGAAAUAAAAACUGAACCCACGGAAAUAAAAACUGAACCCACGGAAAUAAAAACUGAGCCCACAGAAAUAAAAACUGUGCCCACAGAAAUAAAAACUGAGCCCACAGAAGAGGAAGAUUGCACUGAGGAAGAUGAUGAUUUUAUUCCAUCAGAUGUAAAGAGUGAAUCAUGUUUGGAUAUAGAAAUAACGUCCUCAACAUCAAAAGAGCGACUGACAGCACAACCUCUUUCAUGCAUCACCUGUGGAAAGACAUUCAGCUCGCAAAUACAUUUAGAGAGACAUGAGAGAAAGCACACAGAACAGAAACUCUUCACGUGCACCAGAUCUGAGAUCAGGUGUACUAUCUUACAAGAGAAGAAACUUCAUUCAGAGGAGCACGGAGAGAAGCAACAGUUUCAAUGUGAACAGUGUGGGAAGAUUUGUGAAUGUGGCUAUUACUUCAAAAUCAAAGAAAAUCCUCAGAGAGUUCACACUGGAGAAAAACCAUUUGAGUGUCCUCACUGUGAGAAGAGAUAUAGACAUCAAUAUGUUUUGAAGGCACAUGUGCGGUCACACACCAAUGAGAGACCGUAUCAGUGCAUUGAAUGUGGAAAAACCUUUAGGGAUUCAGGUUCAUUAAAAAAACACCAGAAUAUUCACUUUAAAGAGAAACUCUAUCAAUGUUCACACUGUGAUAAACGUUAUGGCCAUCAACAUCAGCUGAUAGCCCAUGAGAGAGUUCAUACUGGAGAGAAACCUCAUCAAUGUAGUAUCUGUGGGAAGAGUUUUCGUCAACGGAAUUCAUUACAAAAUCACAAGAGAAUUCAUACAGGUGAAAAACCUUUCAAAUGCUCUCAGUGUGACAUGACGUUUGCUUAUUCGGGUCACUUGAAAUCCCAUCAGAGACUUCAUACUAGAGAGAAACCUUACUACUGUAGUGUCUGUGGGAAAAGUUUUAGUCAACAGACUACCUUACUAAAUCACCAGAGACUUCAUACAGGGGAAAAACCUUUCAAAUGCUCUCAGUGUGACAAGACGUUUGCUCAGUCAGGCUCCUUAAAAUCACAUCAAAGAGUUCAUACUGGGGAGAAACCAUAUCACUGUAGUGUCUGUGGAAAGAGUUUUAGUCAACAGACUACCUUACUAAAUCACAAUAGAGUUCACACGGGUGAAAAACCUUUCAAAUGCUCUCAGUGUGACAUGACGUUUACUUAUUCAAAUCACUUGAAAUCCCAUCAGAGACUUCAUACUGUAGAGAAACUUUACGACUGCUCUCACUGUGGAAAGUGCUUCUCUAAUCCAUCUAAAUUAAGAGUUCAUCAGUGUGUUCACACUGGAGAGAAACCCUAUCACUGUAGUGUAUGUAGGAAGACGUUUAGUAAUCAGUCAAACUUACUAAGGCACCAGAGACUUCAUACAGGUGAAAAACCUUUCAAAUGCUCUCUGUGUGACAAGACGUUUACUCGGUCAAGUUUCUUAAAAUCCCAUCAGAGAGUUCAUACUGGAAAGAAACCUUAAAGGGGACAAAGAAAGGAAAAAACAUUUUUACCUUGUCUUUGUUGAAUAAUGGUAGUCUACCCACAUUCACAAACAUACAAAAAGUGCUAAACAUGCUAAACAUCUCAGUCUCAUAGAAAUUCCUCUUUUAGAAAUGUCAGCCAGAAAACGGCCCAAUCUGAAAAACUGAUGCUUAUGACAUCACAGGCAUCUAAUUCCCCCUCCACUUUAAAAUAAUUGGCUACAUUUUUUGAGUGGCAGCAAAGUCAGCCAAUCAGUAAUGAGAUUGCAAGUUAAGCCAGUAGGGGGAGGCAAAUAGGUGCAAAACCACUUGUUUAAAAUCCCCCACCCUAAUAGAGCUAUCUGAGAGAGGUUUUUAGGAAGCUUCUAAGGCAUCAAACAAAAAACUGUUUGUCUACAUGUCACAUCACAGAACAAGGAUAAAUACCCCGUUCAAUCAUUCUAUGUCACCUUUAAAGCCAAAGGUAUAGACCCCUUUUCUGCGGAUGUCACAGAUACGUCACGGCGCUAGCUUGAGGCAAAACAAACGGAAAACUUACUGGAGGCGGCUAAUACAAACCAACACAGGGUCGGCUACACAAGGAGCUUUUAAAAUGUCGUCUUGUUGUGUUGUUGGUUGCCAGAAUCGACAGAGAACAGGCAAUUUGAAGUUUUAUCGGAUACCUGCUGCCACUGCCAGACAAAAAAAACGACGACAGCUAUGGUUAAAGCUAAGAAAACUCGCUAGCUACCGUCUGUUAAAAAGCGUUGAGGGGAAUCUUUCUGUCUCCAGCUAAGCACCGCCCACACAAAUAUGUCACAUUGUUUACCAAUUGUAAAAGGGUCUAUACUAGAUACGUCUGUGUAUGCGUGCCGUCCGUAUGAUAUAAUUUUUCGGCCCAAAAUUUGAGAGGACAGUACGCGUACAACAGCGCAUGCGUGAAAAAAUAUUGAGACAGGACACCCCACUACAAACAAUUACACAAAGGCAAAAGACAGCAUUUGCACACAUACUAUCAUUUUUUCUUCUUUGUUUUCCCUUAAUUCAAGAACAGAAAGCUGUGGGGCAUUUUCGUCACCAUACUGUUUGAUUCCUGGUCUAUGUUUUCUUCUUGUUUCUACAAUAAACUUUGUUUGCAAUGGUGGAUCGUAUAGUUUUCUUCACCUAUCCUACAUUUUUUUUAUGUACUGUAAAUGUCCCAAAUCAGUGCGGCUCUGACAGCCUGUUAGAGUAAAACUUUGAAUGAGAAAUCAUUUGUAUUGUGUACACGGCCAUCCGCGCGUAGCCACAGUAAGUAUGCUUUGAAAGCUGCGCUGAUGCGGGAAAAAGUAUACCUGGCCCUUAAAUCUGCUCUCACUGUUGAAUGAGCUUCUCUUUUCCAUUUCAAUGAAGAGAUAAUCAGAGAGUUUAUACUGUAGAGAAACCCUUACACUGUAAUGUUUGUGGGAAGAGUUAAUCAACAGUCAAACUUUGUAAAGCACCAGUGACCUUAAGGUUAUGACGGCAAAAACUUUAAAAGUUAAUAGUAAAAUAAGAACAAAUAAUCAAAUUAUGAGCAAUAUCCCCGAUAAAUACAACAGUACAAACGUAUAAAUGAAAUAAAACAGUCCUGUUUGGGUUUUUCAGAUUGAUCUAACAGGUUUGUAUUUUGGAGGAUGAAAAAUGACUAAAAGGUCUCUUAUUUCAAAGCUUUCUAGAGUUUUAUUUUAGGUUACGAUGUCCUUAAAGGGACAGUACGCAAAAAAAUGCAACACUCUUAUGUGGUUACUGUUGGAGAAAAUGCAUUUCUUAUUACAUUUUUGAAUAUUUUAUGUUACCAUUUAUGAAUGUAUAAUCCUUGGCUUAGAUUUAUGAGUGUAUUAGAGUCAUAUUAAAUCUUACUAGCU
Messenger RNA from Paramisgurnus dabryanus, 4037 nucleotides. RefSeq lists its product as uncharacterized. Gene Ontology annotation, biological process: regulation of transcription by RNA polymerase II. Gene Ontology annotation, cellular component: nucleus. Lineage: Eukaryota; Metazoa; Chordata; Actinopteri; Cypriniformes; Cobitidae. The record is from RefSeq and is a predicted model, not a curated record. Gene Ontology annotation, molecular function: DNA-binding transcription activator activity, RNA polymerase II-specific; RNA polymerase II cis-regulatory region sequence-specific DNA binding.